UUUAUAAAGUUCGCCAACACCAAGCUUUGCUUUGCUUAUUGCGUAUAUGCUUCGGAGGGGGAAGGUGGCUUAUUGAAGCUUUUUGGAGCAUUUAAGGGAUCUGGAAUAUAAACUACUACCCGUCACACUUUCAAGGAAGUAAUGGCUACAGACAGCACUCCCAAAAAAGUCAAGAAGGCUUCGGUUUUUCUGAAAUUAAAGAAAAAUCUUGCCGGUAAAAUAAGUUCCAAAGGGGCCAAACUUUUCAUUGACGAUGAAUGGUCUGAAACCUUGGACAAUAUACACGCUCUCAUAGAAGCACAAAGCGACACGAAAACUGCCGAUAAGAUUAUGAAAAACGUUAUAAAAAUAAGUAUCAAGAUUGGCCUCGAGGUUGAUGAAAAACGUUUUAACUCUCAAGAGCUUGAAAUACUUGUAAACUUGAGAAAGAAACUUAAAACUUUGAUGUUAACCUUAAUAAGUUUUUAUGAAGUUCCUUAUUCAUAUGAUCCAGAGCUGUGCUCUCAACUUUUUCAGGAUAUGAACAAAGUUAUUAAGAAUUUAUUGGAAGGACAUGUAAAAGAAAAGUCCCUUCAGCGAUGUGAUUAUGUUUUUAAAUAUUUCUCGGAUCCAAAAGUUAUGGGAUCAUCCCUUGAAGGAGAUAGUAAAGGGCCCGUAAAGACGCAGAUGGGCGCCUUAUGUUCCAGUUUGAGAGUUAUAAUCCAAAAUAACAAACUUGUUGAGAUUUAA
This is a messenger RNA of Zophobas morio, 729 nucleotides long. Its product is annotated as tumor necrosis factor, alpha-induced protein 8-like protein 2 A. Gene Ontology annotation, cellular component: cytoplasm. The transcript is spliced from 4 exons. The record is from RefSeq and is a predicted model, not a curated record. The coding region runs from base 142 to 729 and encodes 195 amino acids. Lineage: Eukaryota; Metazoa; Arthropoda; Insecta; Coleoptera; Tenebrionidae. Gene Ontology annotation, biological process: regulation of apoptotic process.